GCUAAGGAAUAUAAUUACAAUAGCACAAAAUUAGCAGAAACUAGCCUACACACUGCUAGAGUAGAAAAUGAAGUUACUAGUGCUAUUUAUAUCAGUACUUGCAUGGUCAGAGAGUAAUUUGUGCACUGCUACUAGCCAUGCAGAACUGACAGUGAACUUCACUCAGGCCUCUUACACUGUAACUGAGGGAGGAGAGGCUGUGUCAGUGUGUGUGAAAGUCACCCCUGCACUGGUUGGAGAGGCUAUGGUGGUGGUAGAACUGAUGAGCAGUGAGGGAUUCUCUCAAGAUCUCACUGUUGAUCCGACAAGCACACUGACAUUGACCAACACUAUAAUCCAAGUUUGCUGGAAUGUUGCUGCUAUAGAUGACACUGUAUUUAAAAAUUCUGAGAGUUUUACGCUGACAAUUGUACCGAUGACUGCUGGAGUGUCUGUGGGGCAGCAAAGUAUUGUCACUGUAAUAGAUAAUGAUGAUGUCACAGUUGCAAUGACUGAAGGUCAGAGGUCAGUCACUGAAGGAGGGACGGUAUUGGUUUGUGCAACCUUGACUGGACAGUUGGGGAGAAGUGUAGUUGUGGGUCUAACCAUUACAUUCGGAACUGCUUCUUUAAGUGAUUUUAGCUUAGCGUCAGGCGAGCUGACAUUUACUGCAUCAGACUCAAGCACAAAUCAGGAGUGUUUAGUUGUAAUAGCCACAAGUGAUGACAUUUUUGAAGAUGAUGAGACAUUCACAGUGACACUACACCCGGAUCUCCCUAGUGGGGUCACCAUAUCUGGAGGGAGCUCCACUACUGUGACAAUCCCUGCCAAUGGUGGUGUUAUCAUACAAAUGACGGAAAUUCAAAAGCAAGUUACGGAAGGAGGGAUAGUAACAGUUUGUGCUUCGCUGACCGGACAGUUAGGGAGAAAUAUUGAAGUCAGACUGGCAACCAGCAGUGGAGGAACAGCUACAGAUACAGACUUUGUAUCAGCAUCGGUGACAAGAACAUUCACUGCUACUGAUACAACAGACAAGUGUAUUGUCAUUGCAACAAAUGGAGACAGAAUCUUUGAGGCAAAUGAGAUAUUCACUGUAUCACUGAGUGUGGUCAGUCCAACUACUGGAGUCACAGUAGUCAGGAGCCAAACCACAGUGAUCAUUGUGGAUGAUGACGAUAAAACCUUAUCAAGUGCUGGCAAAAAAUUCGUCGGUUUCCAAAGAACAGACUUGUAUAUCACAAACCCAGAGUCAAGUGCUGUUUAUUUCACAAUCACUCCAAUUAAUAUCAGUGGGAAUGUUUCUAACUCUUCAACUACGGUAAUUCCAGUUGAGGUAUUCUCUGUUGUUAAUGAAAGCAGAAAGAUUAAGGGGAUCCUUGUUGAAGCUGACGGAAACAUUAAUUUGUAUGGGAUGUCUUAUCAUUAUCAUUCACUUACUGAUGCAGCAGAUGUUUAUUUAGCGUUACCAUGUUCUAAAAUGGUAGUUGAUGAAUACGAAUAUUAUGGAAUCUCUUAUAACACCAUUAAUAGCAACACUCCUAGUGUGAUUUUGUUGGUGGCUUGUGAAAAUGAAACUGUUGUCAAAUUCCAUUCCUCAACAAUAACACUAAAUAGUAUGGAAACAUAUCAGAUUGAAAGUGAUAAUGAUCUCACAGGAACAAGAAUAACAAGCUCCAAACCUUUGUCUGUGUUUAGUGGAUCUGAUUGUGCUAAUGUCCCUCAAGGUAUAGGCAAUUGUGACCACCUGGUUGAACAAGUGCCUCCGACUGUGACAUGGGGCUCAAAAUUCCUCGUAGCAUCUCUCGAAGGUAGAUCUUCUGGUGAACGUAUUCGUGUUCUUAGUGCCCGAGCAGCAAGUGUAGCUGUGAACUGCAACACUGUUGUAUCAGUCAGUGAAUUCCAGUUGCAAAGUGGAGGGAGUUUCAGAGAAUUUGAAAUCCCGAUCAACAGUUUCUGUAGCAUUGAAUCCACUUCUCCAGUACUAGUUGUUCAGUAUGCACAUGGUGGUGACAGUGAUGGCGGCUUGGGAGACCCAUUCAUGAUGAUAAUCCCUCCAAUGGAGCAGUUUACAAGUAACUAUUUUAUCGAAGCGUUUCCUCUUUUCGUAUCCAACUAUGUCACAGUGUAUGUUUCUUCUGAGUUUUUUCAAACUGCACAGAUAUUGUUAGACAAUUCCAUUGUUACUGGUUGGAGAAAUGUUGUCUGUUCAAGUGGAGAGAUUUGUGGCCACAUAAGUAGAACGAGUGUGUCUACUGGAGCUCAUUCUAUCCGUCAUCAAAACAGCUCAGCUGUUCUAGGUGUUUCAGUGUAUGGAUUCAGCUUUGGUAUUUCUUAUGGUUACCCUGGAGGCAUGAGAUUAUCUCCCAUACAAUGCAACUGUGGUCAAAAUUCUAUUUGUUUGAAUAACAUGGGACAGUUCAACUGUAGGUGCUUGAAUGGAUUUGUGGCUUCAUUGUCUGAAACUGAUAAAGUUCUCUGUAACAGCAUGGUUCAGUGUGAAGCUGAAAAGGAUUCUGUAUGGGGACUUGUCUUCCCUGCCACUAUGGCUGGCUUUUCCUAUUCCCGACAAUGCCCACAAAAUGGAAAUGGAAUAACUUUAGGUACUGCGACUCGUUUCUGUACACUGGGUGGUGUCUGGGAAGCAGUGAAUAUUGAUAACUGCACUAGCGAAGUAAUCAGCUCACUUAAUGACAGGGCAAAUGAACUAUUUUCUAGAAAUGCAUCUCAGAACAAUACAUCUCAGAACGAAGUUGAAGACCUUCUUACUUCUCUUGAGGAGGCUACUAGUGUAAAUGCAACAGGAGACUCCACCAUAUUCCCUCAAGACCUCAGCACUACUAAUACGAUCGUCAAGUCAAGUGUGAAUUACCUAGUUCAAAGUGUUGAGAUUGCUAGUCCCAUGUCUUCUCUCAAUUUUAGUGAAGAAGUUAUGAACGUUCUCAACAAUGUUCUGGACGAGAGGAAUACAGAAGGAUGGGAAAGAUUACAAGAGGAUUCUUCUGCUGAGAGCCAGCAAUUGCUGUUGAAUGCAGAGUUAUAUGGUCAGUAUGUGUCAUUGGCACUAAGGAGUGAAGCUGUGGAUACAGGCAACAUGACGGAGAUCAUACUUGAGAGACAAAACAUCGUGCUAGCUGCAAUUGAAGUUGACACCACUAGUUUGGAUAACAUUACCUUUCCUGAAGUUGUCGAAGUUAGUGAAGAAACAGGAUCAGCCCAAACUGUGAUACCAGCUGCUCUUCUUAUGGAGAGAGGUGCUCUAGAGGGGAAUGUUACAGCAGUCAACAUUCUAUUUUCCAACUUGGAGGAUUUUCUUCCAAAAACCAACCUUGAAAUGAACACGACCAGACCAGUAUCACAGGUUAUUUCUAGUCAAGUCUUCUCUAACGUGAAAUUAACUAACUCUCAGACACAGGCAACCUUCAGAUUCACCACCCAAAAGUUCCCUGAGGAUGAAGUAGCCGAAAAUGCAAGAUGUGUAUUUUGGAGUGUUUCUAGUGAUGCGGCCAACAGCGCGUGGUCCAAGGAAGGUGUGACUACAGUCAGUGUGGAUGAAGACGAGCAAAUGAGAGUAUAUGAUAUUGUCUGUGAGAGCAGUCAUUUCACAGCCUUUGCUGUUCUAAUGGAUGUCACUGGAGCACUGAAUAACGCAACUACAGAAAUCAAGUUUGCUCUAUCGGUGGUGACUUAUGUUGGUUGUUCCAUCUCCAUCUUCUUUCUUCUGUUGUCUAUCUUCUAUUUCUUGACAUUGAGAAAAGAGCUGCUGACCAAGGUUCAUAACUUCAUCCAUCUCAACCUGUCUAUUUCUUUGCUCCUUGGUUACGUGGUGUUCCUGUCAGGAGUAGAGACAGCUGUGGCCAACGAGGUAGCGUGUGUGUUUGUGGCUGCUCUCCUUCAUUACCUGUUCACUACUGUGUUCUUUUGGAUGCUGUGUGAGGGAAUCAUGCUCUAUCUCAUGUUGGUGCUUGUCUUCAACCAAAUAUCCAAGAAAUGGUGGAUAUUCUUUAUUAUUGGAUGGGUUGUUCCAGUGAUACCAGUGGCUAUAUCUGCUGGACUGAUUCAUGACCAGUAUGGAACAGAAGAGUAUUGUUGGAUUGCCGUUGGUGCCGGUGAUAAAGGAGCCAUAUGGGCAUUUGUUGUACCAAUGCUACUAGUUGUUCUGGUGAAUAUAUUCUUCCUCUUGGCUGCUUUGCGUAGUGUCUAUAAUCUGAGAAAAUCAACCAUGCAACGAAGUGAAAAAAAGGAAUCUUUACAGUUAUUCUCACAACUUUUCAAGGCCACCAUAAUUCUCCUUCCAUUGCUCGGGCUGACUUGGGUGUUUGGUCUACUCUCAGUCAACAACAGCACUAUUGUGUUUGCAUGGUUGUUCUCUAUCUUUAACUCACUGCAAGGCCUGUUCGUGUUCAUCUUCCAUGUGCUCAGGAGUGAAAAGGUCACAAACUUCCUAAAGCAGUGCAGAAACAAAAUGGAUAGUGUUGUAUCAACUUCUGCCUCAGGAAAAAACAAUCUGAGCAAGAAUACGACGAGUGAUGGUGUUCAGCUCAAGCCAAGUCACUCUAGAUUCAGCGAACACGAUCAUAGUACCAUGCAAGAUGAAGCCAUUAAAGUCGAUAAGACUGCACCUGAGUCUGGCUCAGAGAAGUCUGCACCUGAGUCUGGCUCAGAGAAGCCUGCACCUGAGUCUGGCUCAAAGAAGUCUGCACCUGAGUCUGGCUCAGAGAAGUCUGCACCUGAGUCUGGCUCAGAGAAGUCAUACAUUGCUGGAUUGCUUGAAAAUGAUAAAAAGUGGCACGAAAAAACUACUACGAUAACCUUUAAUUGGAAAAAAGAAUUUUCACGCCCACAUGCAGGAAAGCCUUAAAGCACAGCUAUUAACAUAAUUGUUUUUUCCCUAUUAUAGUGCCGCUACAUAUAUAGUGCAAAGUUUUAUUUGAAAUCCAUGCAUGCAUGCAUAAUUAUACUGAUUGUACAUAAUUAUAUAGUAUAGAUGUUAUUAACACACAUAGUUUUAAUUAUUGUUCACGAUGGAUCCAACCCCUCAUCAUUGGACCCCCGGGCGUUCCCGGUAUUCGUAUCAAAUUCCAUGCAUUGAGAAAGCUCCCCUAAGAACCAGCCAUGCAAGACAUUUCUCAGAGACUAUAUAAUUAUGAACAUAUUUAUACCAAUAUACUAAGUGUUACCCAUGCAAUAGUUUUAUAGUCUGUUUUCUCGAUUGAAAUUUUUUCAAGUUAAA
Molecule: messenger RNA, 5209 nt
Organism: Halichondria panicea
Lineage: Eukaryota; Metazoa; Porifera; Demospongiae; Suberitida; Halichondriidae
Exons: 27
Coding region: 68-4837 (1589 amino acids)
Biological process (GO): adenylate cyclase-activating G protein-coupled receptor signaling pathway; cell communication; cell surface receptor signaling pathway
Cellular component (GO): plasma membrane
Molecular function (GO): G protein-coupled receptor activity
Source: RefSeq, a predicted model, not a curated record